AUGAGGGCCUUUUUUGUCGUGGGCUCAUUGGUGCUCAGCACUGUGGCUGCGGCGCCAGCAAAUGAUGUCCAAAAGAGAGACCUCCAAACAAUUCAGGGGGCGUUCGUGUCCAUUUCAGUGGCAUCAUCGAACUUGGAUACAGCCAUUAGAGCUUUGACACCCGAUCCCAACAGCGCUUCUGCUCUCGGCCCGGCGAUGAUGGGACUCGAAGGUGCACUUGCACAAGCCCGUACUGAUGUUGCGCCGACCUCGCCGAUCGGAAUCUCUGACGGCAUCGCUCUUCAGAACGCCGCCGAUACUUUGACGAAGAGCGUGAAGAUCAUGGUCAUGUCAGCAAUGCUCCAGCGCCAGACGCUCGACCAGAUCAACAUGACGCCGAUGCUUCUCCAAUCUUUCAUGAACCAGAACAUGUUGUCGGCUGCACUUGGCCAGGUUGUUCUUUCCAAACUUCCUGCGGAGGGGCUCCAAAGCGCUAUGGCCGCAUUUGCCGGAGCUGGGGGCUCAGUUGGAAUGGGAAUUGUAUCGCUAGCCAACCCACCUUUGGCGAUGCCUCCCGGUAUGGGUCCUCCCAUGGGCGGCGCCCCUCCAGCAGCUAUGCCAGCCACUGGGGUCCCUCAGACGGGUUCGCCGCAGACAGGUUCUCCAGGAAACUCCUCCCAGUCUGGCCAGAGAGGCUCCCCUCAGAUGAGCUCACCUCAAACCGGAUCUCAGCCCGCGAGCGGCAGUCAGGGACAGGCGGGUAGCGCAGCGAGUAGUGUGUCGGUGAGCCAGGCUCUGGAGGGCAACGUUGUGGCGCUUUCCUGA
This is a messenger RNA of Colletotrichum paranaense, 804 nucleotides long. RefSeq lists its product as uncharacterized. The transcript is spliced from 2 exons. NCBI's taxonomy places the organism in Eukaryota, Fungi, Ascomycota, Sordariomycetes, Glomerellales, Glomerellaceae. Gene Ontology annotation, cellular component: extracellular region. The record is from RefSeq and is a predicted model, not a curated record. Bases 1 to 804 code for a protein of 267 amino acids.